Drosophila sechellia is the source of this 2583-nucleotide messenger RNA. RefSeq lists its product as uncharacterized. The record is from RefSeq and is a predicted model, not a curated record. Gene Ontology annotation, biological process: response to pheromone; G protein-coupled receptor signaling pathway. The transcript is spliced from 5 exons. The coding region runs from base 16 to 1923 and encodes 635 amino acids. Lineage: Eukaryota; Metazoa; Arthropoda; Insecta; Diptera; Drosophilidae.
GGUCUCCGAUGACAAAUGCAUCGACGCCGUUUUCGCAUCACCAGCGACUGCGGAUUUGUGGUGUGGAAAUUUCCGCAAAACAAAAAUAAAAAUAGACCUCGGUGUGCCAACUUGCAAGCGAUGCACAAAGGGGCGCCUCCUUGGCGAGUGGGCGGUGCUAACGUGGCAUCCGGAAUGAAGCGGCAGCUGUCCGGGAAUCCCGCAUUGGGAGAAGAGGAAGAGGCUGCAACCAAACAACAACAACUGAUAACAAGUGAAAGGUGGCCCUGCAAUCGCAGGACUAUUCUCCUGGGAUGCAUCUGCAUCCUAAUCUCGAUCGCCCUGCCGUCGAGCAAUGCUACUCACAUCCGCGGGAAAUUCCAGACAGGCGACUUCUUCCAGUUCCUGGCGAAAUUCGGUUUCAACAAGGCAGAUCUGACACGGCGCAAUGCCUACGGAUAUAUCUACGGCAAUGUCACGUCGACGGAUAAGUAUGCGGUUCCUUUGACACUCGUCGUCUUGGACAGGAGCACCUUCCUCGAGUUCUACGGCAAUCGCAGUCAAAGGAGCCGGGAAGCCGCCUGCACAGGGAUGUUCUCCCGCCUCCAAAGGAUCGCCUACGAUUCCACGUGCAAUCCUCGUGCCAAAAGGGACUUCCUGCGUCAUGUUCCCUGUCCUGUCAAUCAGCUCUGCAGCGAUGAAGAUGCACCCGGAAACGUAGUCCCGGGAUCGCAGUUCACCUAUGUUAUCAACCUGGAGGCGGAACCAAGAUUUUGGUACCUCUCCCUGGUGGCCUGCUAUCAAAACAAAAGCACCUGCCAGUGGCACGCGCACGAGAGCCUGCCAAGGCUAAGUAAAUUGGGCAGCAAUCUCCUCAACACGCUGCACUACGACAUCCAUCUGGUCAACUUGCAUCCGAACAACUCGGCCGCACAUCCACUCACCUACCAGUACUCGUACGAUCAGCAGAAUCUGCUGGAGAUGUACCUGGUGUUCCUGCUCGUCUACAUUGUUCUGCUGCCCAUGCAAAUUUAUGCGGUGCGGCGGCAGAAGCAUCCAGUGACCAAGUUGUUUACCCUGAGUCUUCUCAGCGAGUUCGUCAGCCUGGCUCUGAUCACCGCGCACCUGAUACACUAUGCGGUCAAUGGAGUGGGCGAGCCAAGAUUGCAGGCAGCGGGAGAUGUCCUGGACAUCCUGAGCCGCACAACAUUUAUGUUAAUUCUGCUACUGCUGGCCAAAGGAUGGGCCGUUACCAGACAGCAGAUCAGCAGAACGGGAUGGAUCAUUCUCAUGUCCAUCUGGGUGCCAUACUGCGCGUUCCACGUGUUCCUUUACAUCUGGGAUAGGACGGAAGUCGAUGUGGUUUCAGACAUCGAUGAAUACCAGACGUGGCCCGGCUGGAUAGUUUUAAUACUACGCACCUCCUUUAUGAUGUGGUUUCUUUACGAGCUCCGCAACACCAUGAAGUUCGAGCACUCAACAAAAAAACUUGACUUUCUACUUCACCUGGGCGCGUCCAGUUUGGUGUGGUUUAUCUACCUACCCAUUGUGGCAAUUGUGGCGCUGCAGGUCAGCCCCAUGUGGCGCUACAAGUUGCUGCAAGGCAUCACCAACUCGGCGGACUGCAUGGCCUAUUGUGUGAUGACAGGUCUGUUGUGGCCACAUAGAGCCGGCCAAUAUCUGCUCCUAGCGGGCACCAAAUAUGCGGGCAUGGAUGAGUUGGACGAGUUCAAUGAAGCGCCGCACAUUGUCAGGGAGCGUGAGAGGCGUCGGAAUUCGCCGCCCGAUGAAAUUGCCAUUGGUACGGGGAGUCGGGGCAUGGUGCUAUCCACUAGCAUUCCACAUUCGCUAAACGGCGAUGCCUGCAACGAUCUUUUGGAGGCUGAAGACCUCGACGCGGAGCUGCUCACCGAUCUUAACAAAAACAGCCAUAUUGUGGCGUAAAUGCAACGGGUUAAUUACUAGGUGUAGAUGUCAAUUGUGCUAAAUGAAACACGGAAUGUUAUUCAUCCUAACCAUAAACCAUACAUAUAGCUAGAUUUAGGUGGGUUGAUAUUUCCAAACUUUUCAAUAGUACUUUUUUUUUUUUGCCUGAAAAAGAAGGUUCUUCUGACGUAUUUUUUGCUUAGUUAUUUUGUAACACAGUAAGUUACCUAAAAAGUCACUCCCUUAGUAAGCAAAUAUUAGUUAUUACAAUUUUAAUUGACUUUUGACUUGAGCUGAGGUUUUAAAAUUGACCCACCAUUAUCUGGACACAAAUUUAUCUGAGUGUGUAUUCCAUAUAGCGUGUAACCACUUACAACAAAGUCAGAGCGAGUGCAAGAAUGCACCAGAGAUUGUUGUGUGAUUUUAUGUAAUAUGCUUGAAUUUAUAAUUAGUUUCUAGUUAACGCAUAGGAGAACGAUUCGAUACAAUACGCUUCAGCAUCAUCAUUUCGUUGCGGUAGUUUAUGCAUAUGCUUACAUUUAAACAAACUACCGACUACCUACUAAGAUAAGCAACCAAGCGGUAUUUUGAUAAGAACAAUCUAAAUACACGAGCUAAAACCACUUGAAAUUGCAAAACGAAAAAUAGCUGAAUAAAUGAAUAAUUUUUAGAUAACUA